UGCAAGAAACCAGUUUAAAAAUAAAUAAAAAAUAUUAGAAAGAGACGACCAAAACAAAGUUGUGGUGAAAGAAAGAAAAAGAGACCGAUUAUUGCGCCAAAACCAAAGGUGUGUCCUCCCUCUCCUUCUCCUUCAUCUUGAUUCCCUUGCAGCCUCUCUACUCCUUCCCGCUGCGAUCUCCUCACCGUCUCUUUCCAACACCAAUCCUAACGAACACAUCAAUGGAUCCACCAGUCUCGGAUCUCGACAAAAUCGACGACCAGAAAGAAAAAACCGGACCUUCCUUCCACUGCCACCUCUACGACACAGAGCUAGUCCACAAAAUCUCCCAAACCUUCCUCCCCGGACUCGCCACCGCCUGCGUCGACAACACCACCGGAGACAUCUUCCGCAGUCCAGGCUCCGUAGCCGCCGACAUCCGCAAAGAGAUGAUCGAGUACCUAACUAACAGAAGCCAAACCUUCGUGGCCGAGCACAUAGUCCUCCAAGGAGGAGACGCAGACACCGAAGCCUCUCACCAUCCUUUCGACAUAGUCUCAGACUUCAUCGACGACUUCGCAACCUCCAAGAGGAACCUCUUCAGCCGCGUCUCCGGUUGGCUCCUUAGCGAGAGGAGAGAGGACAACGUCGAUGACUUCGCUCAGGAGAUGGAGAUUAGUGGGUUUUGGUUGAGUGAUCAUAGGCAAGGACUCGCGGAGACGUUGCUUAAGAACGUUGACUUUAAAAACGGUUAUCACUGCGAGAUGAGGUUUCAGACCGAAGGGGAAGUCUCUGAGCAUGUCUUGACGUGUGGUUAUAGGACGAUGGAUUGUGAGAAUGAAGGUUGUAAUGCGGUCUUCUGCAAGAAGCAGAUGGAGAGUCAUGACUCCGUUUGCCCGUUUAAGAUUGUGAAGUGUGAGCAGGGGUGUGAUGAGAGGAUCAUGAGGCGGGAGAUGGAUAGGCAUUGUAUUACUGUGUGUCCUAUGAAGCUUGUGAACUGCGCGUUUCGCGCUGUUGGGUGUUUGGAUGAUGUGCGUCAGUGUGAGGUUCAGAGGCAUCAGUUGGAGAGUGUGGGGUCUCAUUUGAUGUGUGUUCUUAAGAGUAUUUACAAGGAAGCUUCUGUGGAUGAUCUCAAACCUCGAGCUGAGCAGAUACAGCAGUUGUCUACCAGGUUGUCUGAAGCGAGGAAUGCAAGGUCGUUGACGAAUCUUGUCAGGGAGAUUGAUGCAAAGCUGGGGGCUUUAGAGAUCAGACCAAAGAGUAUUGAUAAAACCGAAAAUGCGGAGAAGAAAGGUUUAGAGGAAGCUGAGGUAAAAGGAAGACCAGAGAUAGCAGGUGAAGUGGUUUCAAGAGAAGCAGAGGUUUUAGUAGAUGAUGUGAAGAAAGUUUCUGAAGCUGAGAUAGCAGAGAAUGUUAAUGAAGAAGGGGAAUUAAAAGCUCAAAAGCUUUUGGAGAUCGGCGAGUUUAUCAAAGAAGGGGAUAACAGCUCUGGAGCUGAUUUGUCAGAGAGAACUGAGACGAAAGCUCCAGAAGUUGUGGUGAUGGAUGAGGAUAGAGAGGAGGAAGAGAGUGGAGAGACAAAACAGUUAAGAGCAAAUGGAACCAGAGGUUUGGAGACUGAAGUCAAUGAGGUGAUUGAUGAAGAGGAUAGAGAGACAAAGAAAUCAAAUGAACCCUCAAGAAUAGUCAUGGACAAGGAGGAGAAUGAAGAGGGAGCAGAGACAAUCAACUUAAGUGCUCGUGCUUCUGGUGAAGAGAGUGCAGAGACAAAAGAGUCAAGAGCAAAUGAAACCAGAGGUUUAGAGGAAGAGAAUAGAGAGACAAAGAAAUCAGAUGAAACCAAAAGCGAAGCACCUGCAAGAAUAGUCGUGGAGAAGGAGGAGAAUGAAGAGGGAGCAGAGACAAUCAACUUAAAUGCUCGUGCUUCUGGUGAAGAUAGAGAGGAGGAAGAGAGUGCUGAGACAAAACAGUCGAGAGAAAAUGAAACCAGAGGUUUAGAGGAAGAGAAUAGAGAGACAAAGAAAUCAGAUGAACCCUCAAGAAUAGUCAUGGACAAGGAGGAGAAUGAAGAGGGAGCAGAGACAAUCAACUCAAGUGCUACUGCUUCUGAUGAAGCUGCAGCGUUGUCAAAGAGCUCAGAAGGUUUCUCUAAAGCACAAGCUGAAACCGAACCAAAUCUUGCUUGACAUCUUUUGUUGAGAGACCAAACUUAACAUGGUGUGUGUUUUUUCGUUCCCGUUUAACAAGAAUUUGUAUGUUGUUUGUCUGAAAAUAUUAACCUCGUACAAAAUACUAUUUGAGUCAUCAAAAUGUAAUCCAGUUUUGCUAUACUUCUUCAAUUGAUUAUGGUUUGAAAAUUUGUUCAA
This is a messenger RNA of Brassica napus (rape), 2345 nucleotides long. RefSeq names its product reticulocyte-binding protein homolog 2a. The transcript is spliced from 3 exons. Bases 222 to 2165 code for a protein of 647 amino acids. The record is from RefSeq and is a predicted model, not a curated record. Gene Ontology annotation, molecular function: zinc ion binding. Lineage: Eukaryota; Viridiplantae; Streptophyta; Magnoliopsida; Brassicales; Brassicaceae.